Molecule: messenger RNA, 1098 nt
Organism: Cicer arietinum (chickpea)
Lineage: Eukaryota; Viridiplantae; Streptophyta; Magnoliopsida; Fabales; Fabaceae
Product: thiosulfate sulfurtransferase 16, chloroplastic-like
Source: RefSeq, a predicted model, not a curated record
CUUAUAUCUUAUAUAGGAUCAUUACUAAUUACUAAUAACCGUUUUAUCUAAUCCAAAUAAUGUUGGAGUAUUUGUUUGUUAUAUAAAAAGUUGUGGGACACGAGUUCUAAAUCUUCGGUUUUGCAACGGCAACCUCAAAGCAUAAUUUCAUUUCAAUAUAUAAAAAAGAGAUAACCACUCGUUUUGCAUUCGGUACUAUAGUAUCUAUCUAUCUAUAUUGAUCUAAACAGUAAACGGCAACGAUGAAAGCAAUGAUAGCAACGUCGUUUAAUGUCUACGCCACUUGCUUCCAUUCAUGCCCUCUAAAUCUACGGCAGAACAGGAACAUAACCAGCUUUUCGUUUAACAAGGGACACAGAAGCGUUGUUGUUCAACCAAAGUUUCCAAAUUUCCACAGGGUGUGUGGUAUAAAGGGGAAUAUGGAGGUUGUUGGAAUUCCAACUUCGGUGCCAGUGCGUGUAGCACACGAACUUCGUCUCGCUGGUCAUAAGUAUUUGGAUGUAAGGACGCCUGAAGAAUUUAAUGCUGGGCACGCUCCUGGUGCAAUUAACAUACCUUAUAUGUACAGAGUCGGAUCAGGGAUGACAAAGAACAGCAACUUUGUGAAAGAGGUCUCCUCAAAUUUUAGAAAAGAGGAUGAAAUUCUUGUAGGUUGUCAACUAGGUAAAAGGUCUAUGAUGGCGGCUACCGACUUGUUAGCUGCUGGAUUCACUGGACUCACAGACAUAGCUGGUGGUUAUGCUGCUUGGACCCAAAAUGAACUUCCUACAGAACAAUGAAGUUUUCUUCUUGGACUUGCAGCUGUAUAUAGAAUAAUGUUUUGGAUGGAGUCCAAUAUGUAUGGAACUGAAAAAAUACUUCAUCAUGAAGCAGUAAUACUGCAUUUGAAAAUUCUAAAUUCCAUGUAUAGAAAAGAAAAGUACAUGCAAGUGCAUCAAAAGGAAGGGGGUGGGUGGAAUGGUUUUAAAUAUAUAGAGUUUAUUUAUCCAACUUUCCAAAUUCUUGGCUUCAUGUGUUGUUUUAAAGUUUCAAAUCAUGAUAUAUUUAAUGAAAAAAGUACUAGAGUUUAUAACUUAGUACAAAUCUGUUUUAUACCAA